Talaromyces atroroseus is the source of this 1464-nucleotide messenger RNA. RefSeq lists its product as hypothetical. The transcript has 2 exons. The record is from RefSeq and is a predicted model, not a curated record. The coding region runs from base 1 to 1464 and encodes 487 amino acids. Gene Ontology annotation, cellular component: nucleus. Gene Ontology annotation, molecular function: cis-regulatory region sequence-specific DNA binding; protein binding. Lineage: Eukaryota; Fungi; Ascomycota; Eurotiomycetes; Eurotiales; Trichocomaceae.
AUGACAGCAACGGAAGUUGCCCACGUCGGGGCCAUUGGCGACUCGAAGGACCGGUGGGAGGCAAUUCCCUGCCAUCCGCUGGGCGUCAAACCGAGUGGCAACGCUUUGGUUGCAACGUCGAAUCUCCGCGACGCAGUUGGAACCCUCAAUGCGCUGCCUGAUGAGCUUAUCUUGAUGUGCCUGGAAUUCCUCGAUGCGGCGAGUCUGUUGAGACUCGGCCGUACUUGCAAGGCAUUGUAUGCAUUCACACGCUCCGAGGAUUUAUGGAAGACCUUUCUUGUUGGGGAAUCUCGUCAGAAGCUGGUUUGGCGGGGGACGUGGCGGGCUACCUUCUUAAAUCUAUCGCCAUCGCAAAUUCCAACAAUAGACUGCUCAGCCCUGUUUUCUGAUGCUCUUCACCGGCCCUUUUAUUGUGCGCACAUAGCCCUGGAGCCGUAUGUCACGGGCAUCCCUUCUCACAAUCGAAUCCCUCGGCUCGAGGACCUGUCGGCGGAGGAGUUCCAAGAAAAAUGGACUGACCGACCGUUCAUUUUGACCGGGCCAGUGAAAGAGUGGCCAGUCUAUCGGCAGUGGUCUACAGACAAACUUCUAGACAACUACAGCAGCACAGUCUUUCGUGCAGAAGCUGUAGACUGGCCUCUGAAUACCUACGUAGACUACAUGAAGAACAAUGCUGACGAAAGCCCGCUGUAUCUCUUCGACCGCAGCUUUGUCUCAAAGAUGGACCUCAAAGUAGGGCAACCGUCAGUUAUACCCGAUGCCGCGUACUGGCCACCGCCGUGCUUUGGGGAGGAUCUCUUUGCUGUCCUCAAAUCGGAUCGGCCUGAUAGCCGCUGGUUGAUCGUAGGGCCUGAACGGUCAGGAAGUACGUUUCACAAAGAUCCAAACGCAACGAGCGCAUGGAAUGCCGUGAUACGUGGCUCCAAGUAUUGGAUUAUGUUUCCAUCUUCUUCGCCCCCUCCAGGUGUCUACGUCUCAGUCGACCAGAGCGAGGUGACAUCGCCUCUGAGCAUUGCUGAAUGGUUACUGGGGUUUCAUGCCGAAGCCAGACGCACACCUGGCUGCAUCGAAGGUGUCUGUGGAGAAGGUGAGGUGUUACACGUCCCAUCGGGCUGGUGGCAUCUGGUAGUCAAUUUAGAGCCUUCAAUCGCGAUUACACAGAAUUUUGUGCCUAGAGCGCAUCUAUCCGCGGCCCUGGAUUUCCUACAAAACAAAGCAGAUCAAGUCUCUGGGUUUCGUAAAAAUGUCCACGACCCUUAUUCGAAAUUUGUCGAGAAAAUGAGACAAUCGCACUCAGAGCUUCUAGAGGCAGCGCUUGAGGAAUUGCAAAAGCAAAAAGAAGGCAGGAAACGAAAAUGGAAUGAAAUUGUGCAUGCUCCUCCUGACAAUGGUGACCCGAGUGGAAAAACCGGCGAGUUCAGCUUUGGUUUCGGUGGUGAUGAUAGUGAUAUCGAAGUUCCUUGA